Rotaria sp. Silwood2 is the source of this 1077-nucleotide messenger RNA. The record is from the annotation of a GenBank genome assembly. NCBI's taxonomy places the organism in Eukaryota, Metazoa, Rotifera, Eurotatoria, Philodinida, Philodinidae.
AUGGAAUUAAAUCGAACUCAACGCGAACACGACUUUAAAUUGAUACGCUAUCAUGCAUUCGUUGUUGAUCGAAAGGUGAUACAAUUCGAGGAUGGUACAGAUAUAUUUACAAACGUAAUCGAUACAAGUGAUGUUGAUACAAUGGAUGGCCGAUUUAAGAAUCAAUCGAGGAUUGUGAUAAGGAUGAAAGUGUAUGCUAGCUACAUUAAUCGUACACUUAUUCACUAUGCUCUUGAAACUGUUCUGAAGAAUGGUUAUAUUAAUCGUAUCAACUGUUCCAUUGAUAUUCUUGUCUCACAACCAAAACGUUUACUUGAUAGAAUUUUUAAAGAAACUAUUCCAUUUUUGAUUGGCUUUAUUUCUGUUCAAAUGGGAAUUUUACUUGACAUCAAUGUUCUUCAAGAAAUUGUUCGUAGACCUAUUCCAGUUGUAAUCGGUUUUACUUGUCAAUAUGGUCUUAUGCCAUUGAUUGCAUUUGCUAUUUCGAAAAUAUUCCACUAUUCGCCUCUCUACGGACUUGGCAUAUUUGUUGUCGGCUGUUGUCCUGGCGGAGCCUUUUCCAAUCAAUGGACAGUCAUGUUCGAUGGUGAUCUCAAUUUGUCUGCAUUCAUGACAUUUGCCUCGAUUGUCACUUCAUUUUUCAUGAUGCCAUUAUGGUUGUAUACACUUGGUCAAUAUGCUUAUUUACGUGAACUCCGAAUUCAUAUACCGUUUAAGAAUCUUAGUAUAUCAUUGAUCACUGUUAUUGGACCACUUCUUGUAGGUAUGAUAAUUGUACAUUUCAUUCCUAAAAUAAAGAACUUAAUUCAACGUAUUAUUAAACCGAUGCUUGUUAUAAUGAUCUGUUACUUUUUUAUUUUUGGUGCAUGUGUCAAUAUUUAUCUGUUUAAAUAUAUCGAUUUGCAAACAGCUUUGACAGUGCCACUAUUGCCCUGGCUUGGUUUUAUAUUAGGUAGUGUAAUGGCUUGGAUCUGUCGACAAGAUUGGUCCCGAAUAAAAACAAUUGGGAUCGAAACAGGUAAUACAAACUUUUUAAAUUUAAGUGUUGGUGUUUUGUCUCGUAUUUAUUACUUCUAA